GCCAGUUUAGUCAUUUGGAUGAAGAGUUUUACGCACACAAACAAAUGGCUUAGCUGAUAUUAAUUAUAUAUAUGUGUGUAACUAUAUUGACAUGUGAAUGUGUGCUUAUAGCGAGCGCUUGCAAAUAGCUAUUGGCGUCGUAGUAUCGUUCAAUAGGCGACUUAAAAGUAAAUACCACAAACGAACGUUAAGAACUACAACAGCAAUAACAGCGAGUCUAAAAAUACAAACAUACGCACACAACACCAGCGUACAAGCAGUAGUGAAACAAAAGCGCAAAGGCUUUGCAGCCGCGCGGAGCCACCGAAAAAAUAUUAUAAAUGCCUGCGUUUGUCCAGAACUGUUUUACAGUUUAGCAUUGAACUCGGCCAAGAGUUCGCAAAAACUUAUUCCAACGUCAAUAUUUGCUAAGCCCAACACGAGUGCGCGACGUGCCACGUAAGGCCGCUACGUAAUUUCAAUUUAAUGCAGUAGCUAUAGAUGAGUUGAAUAAGUUUAAAAAAUCUAUUGUGGCAACAAUACAGCGGCUGUUAAGCUUUGCAACUUUUCGUUUAUAGGAAAAACAAAAUAAAGAAGCAAAAAAAAAUUUUUUUUUGGGAUUUGAAAAUUUUUUGUUUUUUUCAAACGGCAGUUUACAAUAAAAAUGGUCGCGUAACGAAUUUAGCCAAAAGUGUACACACGCCCUUGUCGUUAGAUACAAACGAGCAUAUAAUAAAUCAGCAAGUUCGUCGCUAAAGUCUUUUGUUUUGUACGCCGCGUCUACCUAUAUCCAGUGCGCGCAGCAAAUAAGUGCGCAAAUCAAAUAAGUAACACGAGCGUUUGUUGUCAGGCGGCGCAUAGCAACCGAUUGCCAAAAAAUUCAUAAAUAAAUAAAAUGUGCGCUGUGCAACAAUGUUUGGUUCUUGCGACCGUCAUCAGCAACUGCCUGUUGCUCAUCUCGGCGGCCAGCUCCAAUUUUCCCGCUGACAUACAGCGCUGCCACGCCGGCGAUACAGACUGCAUAACGCGCACUUCGGCGAGUUUGGUGCGUCAGUAUGCGCGCACCGGCUACCCAUCGGCGGGCUUUCCAAUCAUUGAACCCUUCAUUGUGAAGCGCUUCGACAUUUCGGAUGGCCGCACCGGCUCACUGAAUUUGAAAUUGAAUUUCCGUGAUGUGCAUGUUGAGGGAUUGUCCGGCGUUAAGAUUGAUCGUUCAGUUGGCUUCGAUCGCGAUCCCGCCACAAGCAAAUUUGAAAUGUACGGCUCAUUCCCAAAAAUUGCGCUGCGUGGUAAAUAUGUUGCCGAUGGACGCAUACUGAUUUUGCCCAUCAAAGGUGAUGGUGACGCUGAUAUUGUGCUGCACAAUCCCAAAUUCUCUGUAAAAUUCAAGCCAGCACUUCAUCCUAGGGAUGGAAAGACAUACCUGAGCGUGGACAAAUUGAAAGUAUUAGUGGAACCAGACAGAAUGAGCAUCAAGCUGACCAAUCUGUUUAACGGUGAUCCAGCACUUGGUAGCAAUCUAAAUGAGUUUUUAAAUCAAAACUGGAAUGAGGUCUGGACUGAGCUCCAACCUUCCAUACACGUGGCCAUUGCUGAGGUUGUGAAAAGUAUAUUACAGACACUCUUCAAACGUUUCGCCUACGAUGAUUUAUAUGAGGACUAAAAGAGCACUUGAAGUUAGCAUAUUAAUUAUAUGGUAUAUGUAUAAGUAAAAGGGUCUGAAGGAAUCCCCCUUAAUUAGGUAUUAUAAUUUAUUUACACAUUAAGUGGUUGUCGAAUUUGAAGGUUUUAUAUGAAUGUGGUGUAAUAGGAAAUAGCAACAAUUUUAUCGUGAUGAAAUACUCUGUUAGUAUUGGCUUAUGAAAAAUUUUGUUUAUGUGUUAUUUUAUUUGUUAGGAAUUUUUAAUCUUAAAAUAACUUUAAAUAAUGUAUCGUGUGAUUUUGGCUUAAAGUUAUAUAAAAUUAAUUUUUUAAGUAAAUAAUCAAUUGGGUCAAAGUAAAAUUGAGAUUUGUUGUUAGCUAUUAUACAAAUAUAUGUAUUUUGUAUAUGCCUUUACAUGUCAGUAAGGACAACCGGAAAUCGUAAUAAACUAUAUUAAUGAAAACA
This is a messenger RNA of Bactrocera oleae (olive fruit fly), 2086 nucleotides long. RefSeq names its product protein takeout. Lineage: Eukaryota; Metazoa; Arthropoda; Insecta; Diptera; Tephritidae. The record is from RefSeq and is a predicted model, not a curated record.